Desarmillaria tabescens is the source of this 1031-nucleotide messenger RNA. RefSeq lists its product as uncharacterized. Gene Ontology annotation, molecular function: DNA-binding transcription factor activity, RNA polymerase II-specific; zinc ion binding. NCBI's taxonomy places the organism in Eukaryota, Fungi, Basidiomycota, Agaricomycetes, Agaricales, Physalacriaceae. Gene Ontology annotation, biological process: regulation of DNA-templated transcription. The transcript has 5 exons. Bases 136 to 954 code for a protein of 272 amino acids. The record is from RefSeq and is a predicted model, not a curated record.
UAUCAUGACUUACGCGGUUCGAAGCAGUCCGGCGAUUCAAUGCAAAUCUUGAUCCUAGAUCGUCAUGACUCCUUGGUCGCCGGACUUGAAUCCCCUUAACUUGAGCUUCUGUCUUUCCAUAUUUCUCAUCCGACCAUGUACCAAUUCCCAGUCAGCGACCGAAAGAGACUUCACAAAGGGAAUACACCGACGCUCCCGCAGACAAACUACUGCCAGUUCUGUCCGGCAAAGUUUACUAGGGCGACCCAUUUGCAGCGGCAUAUUCGUUCUCAUACCAAUGAGCGCAGUCAUCGAUGCGAUCUAUGCGGUGCCCAAUUUACGAGGAGCGACGUUCUCUCGCGCCACAAGAAAACCUGUAGAGAUCCUAUGGUAUCCAGUCGCUCGAGACAGAAGUCCUGUCAGGCAUGCGCCGCCUCUAAAGUCAAAUGCGACCUCGAGUACCCAUGCUCGAGGUGCGUUUCACGCCACGAGACUUGCAUCUUCCUCAAUGAUCCUGCCAUUUCCCGAGAGAAAAGGCGCAACGCUAAGGAGCGCUCUAUGACUUCCAGCCCAGACUGCCGUCAAAGCUCCACUGAGUCUGUUUAUGAGUCAUCCGCAUCCUCCACGCCCUCUCCGACCUCGGAGGACUCAUCGUCGCCUAGAUUUUAUUCUUCGCCCAAUACUCCUGACCUCGGGUAUUCUGGUUGCAAGGAAGAGGUCUGGACAUCACUUGACGGUCACGGCAAUUCGUAUCCUCGUUGGCCACCUUCAACUUCCAGCAGAGAAUACAUGGAUUUCUCGUGGCUGGGCGUUGACAAUUGCUCUGGAGAUGAUGAUAGCUAUUACUCUUCCAUCCCUCCGUCCGUGACAGUACCACAUGAAAUGUCUACUGGUACCCAUUCCACACUUCCUUACAUAGAUCCUACACGGUUUGGUAUGUCGAUUUACGACGUUAGCUCUACGACUAGCCUGUAAAGCACCUUGUUUUUCACAACUCCUGUUCCUAUUUCGGUCCUGGGAAACCGAAAACUUCUUAACAAAUCUCGUCUUUC